AUACAAUGCAUAAAAUUCAAAAGCUUAUAUUCUUUUAUACUUUAAACAUUCUAGCGUAUCGAAACUAUAUCACGAGCUUUGCGAAGUAAAUAACCAAGAUAGACGUCUCCGUUUUCAAGCCACGGAAGUAAGGCAGAGAUCGGCAGAGAUUUUGAAAGAUCAUCGCAGAUGAGAAGACAUGGGCAAAAUUAGCCGAGUUUUUGUUCUACUUAUCCUCGCAAGUUGGCAAAUGCCUCAUCUAAAAGGUAACAGUGAAGCAGAAAUUGAAUAUAUCUUCUAUUCAAACGCCACUCAUAUCUCGUAUAUUCCCGUUAAUGGUGGAAAACCUAAAGCUUUUGUGUCUUCACCAAGCGCGAGCCUUGGUUACGACGUAAUAAAAUACCGUCUUUGGUAUAGAGCAGAUGUUAAACUGUACAACUCAUAUUUGGAUUCAAGUGAUUUAAAAACUGUUGCGGUUCCUUCAGUUUUUGGCCCAUUUUCGGUUGAUGCAUUGAAUCAAAGUAUCUAUUACCUAACGGAUGAUAAUUUUAACCUUAAAUGGAUUGAUUACAACGGAAAUAACUUACAAAAUGUUGCUGUGUCACCAAACAAUGAUUUCAGGGAUUUGCGAGUCGACACUUAUAACAGAUCGAUAUUUUUCACCACUGAUCUUACGAACAAUCGAAAUCUCAUCCGGUACAGUCUUGCAGAUGGAACUGAUCAAACUCUUCACGAUAGUAUCACGGGAAUAGGCACUCAUCUCGUUCUUGAUACCGUGAAUAAAACCGUAUAUUGGGCUCUUUUUACAUCCGAUUCAAAUUACAAGAUAUUGAAAACAACGUACGAUGGUCAGACUUCACAGAUUGGAACAGAUCAAUCAGGAGGCAUCACAACUGUGGACAUUGCAGAUGGAAAUGGGUAUUAUUAUGUCCUCGAUUCAACAACAUCCCAAAUUUUCAAAUAUGAUAAAUCGACAGAUACAAUGGCUGCUAAGAUCUCGCUUUCGACAGAAGCAACACGAAUCGUUAUUGCGGCCGAUGUCAAUGAAUGCCUGGAUGACCCAUGUGAUCGAAAAGCAAACUGUACAAACAUUGUGGGUUCGUACAUUUGUGAAUGUCGGAAUGGUUACGAAGGAAACGGAAUAAAUUGUACAGACGUUAAUGAAUGUACUGGCGAAAAUUAUUGUUCUUCAAAUGCUGCCUGUGAGAAUAAUAUCGGAUCAUAUGAGUGUACUUGUAAUGAGGGAUAUAUGGGAAGUGGAACCGAAUGUGACGACAUUGAUGAAUGUACUGGACCAUCACAGAGAUGUACAGGUGCUGGUCAAUCGUGUACCAAUUUUCCAGGAGCCUAUCGUUGCCACUGCAUUAGUCCAAGACAACAAAUUAUCGAUGGCGAAUGUGUCGAUAUUCAGGCUUCAAUUGAAGGUCAAUUUCGAAUUAUAAAUCUCAAAUACGAUUCGUCCUACGAUAAUCAGCAAAGCAGGAAAUACUAUGAUUUUACUCAAGAAUUAAUCAUCCAGCUGACAAAUUUGUACACAAGGACAGAGAAGCUACGUUUUAUCUUCCAGGAAAUCAUAAUUUUACGAUUAUUUCCGGGUUCCGUUGGCUUCGAUUAUCUGGCAACAUUCAAUGAUACAAAAGGAAUAAACAAUGAAAAUGUUCGGGAAGAGUUGGCCAGUUCUUUCAACGUUACAGGAAGUGGCACGUUUCUUGGGAAAAACCUUCAAAUUAGCAAGAGCACAAAUAUUACUCAAGUGAAAAGCCUUUUCACUGUUAAAGAUUAUGAUGAAUGCAAUCCACAAAAUAAAAUCCAUACGCCAGACUGUGGUUUCAAUGCAACGUGCAUAAACACAGACACAAGCUACGAUUGUGUUUGCCAUUCUGGGUUUGAAAAAAAUCAUACCGGUUGUAUGGAUAUUGACGAAUGUGAUAGAAGAACUCACAAUUGCCAUAAAAAUGCUAUUUGCAUUAAUUAUCAUGGCUCUUUCAAGUGUUUUUGCAAGACAGGGUAUCAUGGAAAUGGAACUAAUUGCCAAGAUAAGAAUGAAUGUGUUCAUGAGGAUCACAAUUGCCACGAUAAUGCAACGUGCAUAAAUAAUGAUGGCUCGUUUCACUGUAUUUGUGAUUCUGGAUUCACAGGAAAUGGAACUCACUGUAAAGAUGUGGACGAGUGUUCUGAAAGCGAAAGUGUUUGCCAUGGAAGCGCGACAUGUACAAAUAUCAUAGGAUCUUUCCAUUGUGCUUGUAAUUUGGGAUACCGUGGAAAUGGAUCUUAUUGCGAGGAUAUUGACGAAUGUGCAGAAGGGAAUCACAAUUGUCACAGCAAUGCAACAUGCACUGAUAAUGACGGCUCUUUUAACUGCAUAUGUAGUAUCGGUUUCACUGGAAAUGGAACUUAUUGUAAAGACGUCGAUGAGUGUUUGGAGUACAGUGGGUCUUGUCAUUCUGCUGCCACAUGUGGAAAUAUAAUAGGUUCUUUUCAAUGCACAUGUAAUUCUGGGUAUACCGGCAACGGAAAGUUUUGUGAAGAUAUAAAUGAGUGUUCUGAUCCUCCAACCAAGUGUACCAAUAAAGGUCAAACGUGUAUCAAUUAUCCAGGAGCAUACAAGUGUCGCUGCACAAGUCCGAAAGAACAGUUUGUUAAUGACAAAUGUGUUGACAUCGCAGCGUCUAUUCAAGGUCGAAUGCGGAUUAUAAAUCGUAAUUUCAUCCUGGCUUACAAUGAUUUGACAAGCUUGGAGUUCUUCGAAUUUGAGAAAGAAUUCAUUGAGGAGUUAACACGUGUUUUCAUGAGGACGUCUACACUACGCUUUACAUUCCAAGGAGCCUUCGUUACACGAAUAUUCAAUGGAUCUGUUGGUAUAGACUACGUUGCCGGAUUCAACAGCGCAACAGGACUGAGUAGUGAAAAAUUACAACAGGAAAUGUCGAUGGCAUUGAAUAUUUCAAACAGAGGCGCAUUUCUUGGCAGUGACCUCAAGAUUAGCGAGAAGACAACUCUCGCGCAAUUGCAACCUCAAAUAGCAGAGUUUUUUACGUUUAAAGAUUACGACGAGUGCUCUUUAGCAAAUAUCCAUGUACCUGUUUGUGGGAACAACACAAGAUGUAUCAACACAAAUACCAGUUAUUACUGUGCCUGUGUUGAGGGAUUUUUUCGCAAGAAUGGCACUGAUUGUUUAUCAUCGUUCAAUACAGUAAAAAAAGAUGACGUUAAUGUCGUCAGGAAUCUGAUGAUUGUGGUCCUUGUAUGGAUUUGUGUGUGCCUUACGACCGCUGUAAUUCUUACUUUUAUUGCUGGAUAUUGCAUGAGGUGCACCAAAAAACAUCAAAUGCAAUUUAAGACAGAAUUGAACUCCACACCAGAUACUGUCACUUCUCCAGUAUACAGAACACGCCCUGUCAUGGAAAACUAUUAUGAAGAAAACGAGUAACUAUAAGAAUUGGCAGUGGCGGAUCUAGGGGUGUGCAGAAUAAAUUACUA
Messenger RNA from Dendronephthya gigantea, 3459 nucleotides. RefSeq names its product fibrillin-1-like. Gene Ontology annotation, molecular function: calcium ion binding. The transcript has 25 exons. The coding region runs from base 179 to 3409 and encodes 1076 amino acids. The record is from RefSeq and is a predicted model, not a curated record. Lineage: Eukaryota; Metazoa; Cnidaria; Anthozoa; Malacalcyonacea; Nephtheidae.